Macrobrachium nipponense is the source of this 855-nucleotide messenger RNA. RefSeq lists its product as uncharacterized. The record is from RefSeq and is a predicted model, not a curated record. Lineage: Eukaryota; Metazoa; Arthropoda; Malacostraca; Decapoda; Palaemonidae. The transcript has a single exon. The coding region runs from base 1 to 855 and encodes 284 amino acids.
AUGGAACCAUGCAAUAAAAAGCUAAGAGGUUAUGAUAAUAUGAAAAUUGAUGUCUUAGGCAAAGUGUUAGCUCCUGUACUUUAUAAUAGCAGAAAGGUUUCGCAGGUAUUUUAUGUUGUUGAUUCUUGUAAUACAAAUUUGUGUGGUAAAGAUUUAAUGCAGCAAGUAGGUAUUUAUCUGGCUGGAAUAGAUGAAGGUACUAGAGUAAUAAAGGUUGCUAAUGUGAGUGCAGAAAAGCUGCUAGAUAAUUACUUGGUAGAUUCAAGUAAACCUAUUACUGGUGUUUUGGCUAAGAUUCAUUUAAAAGGUAAUGCUACCCCAAAGUUUAUGAAAGCACGCACAGUUCCUUUUUAUUACAAGAAAGUGAUUGAAGAUCCCUUAGAUAAGCUAGUAGCGGAUAAAAUGGUGAAACCCAUAUCACAUAGUGAAUGGGCAGUUCCUAUUGUACCUGUAUUGAAAGAAAAUAAGGUUGAAAUGAGGAUUUGUGGAGAUUUUAAAGUUUUGAAUAAACAAAUUCAUUGUGACAGGUAUCCGUUACCAAAGAUAGAGGAAUUGUUAUCUGUUGUUGGUAAGGGAAAGUUUUUUUCCAAAAUUGAUUUAAAGAAUGCUUACCUUCAAAUACCUGUUGAUGAGAAAAGUCAAGAGUGCUUAGUAAUUAAUACUCAUAAAGGAUUGUUUAAAUAUAAGCUCUUACCUUUUGGCUUGUCCUCAUCUCCUGGUAUUUUCCAAAGGUUUAUUUCUCAACUGUUGGCAAAUGUGGAGGGUGUAGCUGCUUAUUUAGAUGAUAUUAUUGUAAGUGGUGCUACCAAAAAGGAGCAUGAUCACCGAUUAAGAAAGGUUUUGGAACUUUUGUAA